GUACAAAUGAAUUUUUAGCGCGCUGGGGCGCAUAGAUUCUUCCGUAGAUCUUCACCGCACACUAAUAUAUCUCGUGUGUGAGCUCCUUUCUCCUCCUUCGUCUUCUUCUUCCUUCUUAUUCUCUCUCUGUGAUAAAUGGAUUAACGGAAUUUCUUACAGCCUUAAAUAAACAAAAACCCACCAACAUAAAUCCUUGAAUUCCCACGCUGCAGUGCUUGUCUGCCGUCCGCAAAUCAACCCCAACAACAACAACAACAACAAAAACGCCCAAUCCCGUGGAACUUCUCGAAACUUCCGCUUCAGUAGUAGUGUCUUUACGAUCCACUCUGCUCUCAACUUUGGGACUCCCAUCUGAGAGAGCGAUCGUCGUCACCGCCGAGGUAAUUGUCUUGUGUCUGUUUCCGACGGUUAUUUCUGUUAUUCCCGGUAUGUGCUUUCCUUUUUGUGUUGGAUUCGAUUGGCGGCUAUUUCUCGAUUCUGGGUUUCGCUGUUUCGUUGGCGGGGAAGGGUAAGCGGGGAAGUGUGGCUGUUGUAUUAGCUGAGGGGAAAUGAAGGAAGGAAAGGAUCUUUUCUAGUUGUGAUUGAAUUGUCUUUCUGGGUCUGGUUUUAAGGUCCAGUUGAACACUUUGAGCUAUUUUCAUUGCAUAAUUCAUUAAUUCUUGCUAUUUUUGGUAUGGAUGUAAUCGGCUUGAUUCCUCCAAUCUGCCGUGAAGUUAAUCCAUAUGGAAAGCUUUGUUGUGUUGAGGUUUCUUUGUAGAAGAUUUGCCUCUGAAUUAUACUCAACAUUUACUAAAAGCUGUGAUUUUGGUAUGGUCUAGGGUGGAAUUUAGUCUGCGGCGGUGGGAAAAUGUGGGACUGUUGUUGAAUAAGUAACUUUUGAACUUUUCCCGAAACCUUGUUGUGUUGAACAAAUGGAAUCUUCAGUUUCUUGUGCUUGCUUGAAUUAUUUCCCCGUAUCACUUGGUGCAGAUUGUGUUGUUGCUCUACUAGGACGACAGUGGAUUCUGCUCUCUCCUAACACGAUGAACUCCUGACUUUUAGUGUUUCUCUUUCUCCUUUGUUGAGUUCGAUAGCAUGUGAGUCAAACUCAUGAAGUCUAGCUAUGAUGGAAUGGUGAGACUGCUUCACUAUGACACGAAGGUCUCUGGACUGGAGCAAUUUUGUUCUCCAUAAUGGGUGGGCAAUUCUUUUCCAGCUCCUUCUGUGUUUGUUCAUCAUUGUUCGUAGAAUGACAAACCUUUAGGAUGUCUUGAUGGGUCAGAAUCGUGUGCGACAGAUAAUUCCAACUAUCAUUGUUGUUGAAACAUUUGCACAGAUAUCAACCACUAAAAUACAAUUAGCAUCUCGAUUAGAUCUCCUUCUGUGUCUAGCAAUCGCCCUCAGUUUGUCAUGGCUUCUUCAGUGGAAGGUCCAGAGGAAGUUCCCGUGAUUGAGAAGGAGCAACAAAAGAGCGCUGAUGAUGUCAGAUCUGAAAAGGGUGAAGAGAUCAAUGAAACUGCGACUCAUACAUCACAGAGUCAAGAAAAAACAAUGUCUAUUGUUGUCUAUGAGCAAACUCCGAGGGAACCAGACGAUGGAGCAAGUGUGUCUUCCAUGGAGCAUGAGAAAGUCUCGCAUGCCAACCCACUUCCUUUACAAUCCAUUAAGGAUGGAAGAAAUCCUGCCAUACGUGAAAAAGUCUUAGAGGAUGGAUACAACUGGAGAAAGUACGGGCAGAAACUUGUUAAAGGCAAUGAAUUCAUUCGAAGCUACUACAAAUGUACUUAUCCCAGCUGUCAAGUUAAGAAGCAGUUGGAACGUUCACAUGAGGGCAAGCUCGCGGAUAUCGUUUACUUUGGCCAGCAUGAUCAUCCUAAGCCUCAAGCCAAUCUCCCACUUGCUGUAGGUGUUGUUUCACCGAUCGAAGAAAGAUCUGAUGGCCCUUGGUCACCUUCUGUGAAAGUAGGGAAAGGACGCCCUCCAAUCGAUUCUACAAAUGCCUGUCCGAUGUCCAUGCUGACAUCUAGCGAGGAUGUGAGAGCUGUGCCAUCAGAAUCGAUGAGGAAAAGAGAUGAAAGUGAUCACAAUGAUGAUCCCCAGUCUAAACGGAAGAAGAAAGGGAACCGCGGGAUUGUUGAUCCUCCUGCUGUAGACAAGCUCGCUGGUGAACCACGCAUGGUUGUUCAGACUCUUAGCGAGGAGGACAUCAUCGUUACUGAUGGAUAUCGUUGGCGCAAAUAUGGCCAAAAGAUGGUCAAAGGAAAUCCUAACCCGAGGAGCUACUAUAGGUGCUCAAGUCCCGGCUGUCCAGUCAAGAAACAUGUCGAGAAGGCAUCCCAUGAUCCCAAGGUGGUUAUCACCAGUUACGAAGGAGAACAUGAUCAUGACAUCCCACCUUCUAGGACAAUUACUCACAACAUACCUGGUCUCGACGUUUCUACCUCGAACAUUCCUAUCAGACAACUCGAGUACAGUAAACCAGCUUGUAACACUCCUGAUGUCAAUGCUAAACCCAAGGAAGAACUUAAUGGCGAGACGAGAAGGAAAGAAAAAUGGGACAAGAGUAAAGAAAGUGUUGUCGAUAAGGGAAAUGACGAGAUUUCUCCAAGUCCCAUCCCUAGGGAUGUAUUGAAAUCAAAACAACAGCAGAAUGCGAAGUCACGUGCCUUGGAGGAAAGUGAUGCCGCGGACCAUGAUUCGGAUGCCACUACAAGUUCUAUUCUCGAGGGCAGAACAAAUGACCAACACACGGGUGAGUCAAAAGAUACAUUAGAAGAGAAUGGUUGUGGUUCCAAAGCUCAUUCUGAUGCCACUACUCAUCCAGACAGCAAACCAACUCAGCAACACAUCAUGGACUCGGAACCUGUUCAAGCUUAAGGGAAAGUAGAUUCUUUUCUUGACCUUGGGGUGAACAAUGAGUUGUUUGCAGACACUACUUUUCAGCUGUGUAAAUUAGAUGGCACAAUAAUUACAGGAUGUAGAGAGAUAUAUUAUUGGGUUGGUCGUCUAAUACAUAUGGGAAGAAGAGAAAGCUACAGUGGUUAUUUAACACUUCCCUUUCCUCCACUUUCCAUUUCAGCUUUUCCUUUCAACUCUUUGCUUCAGUCGUACAAGGCUAACAAUGCCAACAGGAACUCAACUUGCAACUUAUAAAGCUUGUAGAGCCAAAAAAAUGGCAGCUUCAAUUCGUAGACGAAAAGGUUGCAGCGAACCCCUGACUGUCAUGCGAGAAAAUUCUAACCUAGUGCCCCUUCCAGUUUUCUUCACUUCCAUGCACAAGAAGCAACCAAAUCUAGGUUCAUCCACCUGAGAUACAAUGCACCAUCCCUCACUUGAAGCCUGUACUGCUUGCAGUAAUUCUCCAGCAGUGUCUUAAUGGUAGCGUUCACCAAAGAGCUCAAAGGACACUGUGAACCCCGCCAUGGCAAACCUUGACUUCCAUUUCCCCAGAAGCUCAUGUUUCCCCACUCUAUCUCUUCUCUCACAAGAAAUCACAUUCGCAACAGCUUUGGCAAGGCAAUGAUGCUCAAUAUUUAUCCUCUCCUUAUGAUCCCUCUGGAGAGUCACAUCGAUUGACUCAAACAUGGCCAUGUAGUAGUCGAGUGUCUCCAAACAUGGCCAUGUAGUAGUCGAUUGACUCAAACAUUCGCCUCCUGCUCGACAAGUGUCACCACCUUAGGUGACAACCCUUUAACCAUCCUCAGCAACCGAUCUCGAUGGCUCUCUGUAUCGACACUCUCAUCAGGCAUGUGAUGAAGCAUGAAUGCGAAAUUGACAGCUAGAGCUUCUUCCGCAGCUUGAAUACCAAGAUCCCGCACUUGAGCUUCACAGCCAUUGAUAGCAGCAGCAUGGAACUCAAAUGGCACUUUGAACUACUCAGCCAGCUUUGACAGCCUCUUCCCUACUAUAUUCAACCCUCCACCUCGCGCAUAAGCUGAAGUUGAGUCAUCUACGGCUGUGAUUCGAAUGUGAGGUCGCCCACCGGGUCUCCCAGUGAAUGCUUGAGUCAAACUUACCCACUGAGUCCCUUGACCAAUCUGAAAGUCAACAAUGUUAACCUGAUGCUCAUCCAUCUCUAGUGACUCGCUUUCCAUAUUCAUGAAGUUAUCAGAAUCUGGUCCCAACAUUGCAGUCUCUAACUCCAUAUUCAUUGGCAUCAUCAGUGAAACACGAGCUGCUUAUUGGAGAGCCAUAUGUAUCUGAUUGGUGUGACUGAGAAUCCUGCUGCGAGAUUGGGCUUCCUCUAGGCGAAAAGUUUUAGAUACCGAAAAUGGCAUUUGGGGAAGAUGACUUCUGAUCAAGCUUCAAAAUUGUAUGCUAAUGAUACAUACAGAUGAACCACCACUACAUAGCAGCAAAACGACUAGCUCCAAUAUCUUCCGCCCAAUUUGGAAACUGGAUCUGCCAAGAACAACAGAUAGAUGGUCAAGACUUUAUUUGCCUUUUGUGAUCGAAUGUUGUAACUACUUGACUAACCAAAGACCAAGUCAUGCGCUUUUUAUCUAAUGGAACUUUCUCCCCCAAGAACCCUUAUCCAAACGGACAAAAGAAAAGCUUCUUCCACAGAAAAACUAAGUAGAGAAGGAAAAGGGAUUACUGUAGAACUAAGCUUGAGAAAAAGGGAGACAUGAACAUAAGUAAAACAAAUAGCAAGUGUUGCCAAAUUUGUGAAAGAAACUCGUUUUCUUCUUCCAUCUACAGAUUCAUAAAGACAUCUGAUUGAGAAAUGGAAUAACAAACUGAUCUUACAAUAAAAAUGAGAAAAAAUAAGAACUCCCAUGGAAGCCGGUGCUCAAUCAUAUGCAUGGUUUGCUCUUCCAGGCAAAUAAGGCAGACAUCAUGUAAGAGUCGAGAAGAGUUUAGAGAAGAUUCAAAGGGAGUUCCUGUGGUGUGGUAAUCAGGAUAAGGCGAAACUUCACCUCGUGUCGUGGGAUCUAUGCAAGGCUUCUAAGGAUCGUGGAGGUUUGGGUAUCAGGGACUUAGAACUCCAUAACAGGGCUCUUCUCUUUAAAUGGCAUUGGAGGUAUGCAUCAGAGAGAGGAACUUGGUGGAGAAACCUCAUAGAGAUUAAGUUUCCCAAUCAUUUGUCAUCCUGGUUUCCCGGAGAUGUUCAAGGCAGGAUAGGGGGCAGCCCUUGGGCCAGCAUCAUGAGAUUAAAGAACGAAUUCUGGAAGGUGGCUUUCAUUGAACAGGGGUGUGGAUUCCACACGUCCUUUUGGUUCGACACUUGGAUAGUUGGCGUUCGCUUGGCGGAAGAAUUCCCGAGAGUAUUUGCCGCGGCUGAGACCACAUCAUCCACCAUUGCGGAUUAUCUUUUUUAUUCUGAGGGAAAUCAUCAGUGGCAGAUCCCACUAAUAUAUUCUCUUAGGGGUGGGGCGGAGAGAGAGAGAGUGAGAUUAUUUGAACUUCUUGAGUCUGUUACUUCUUUGAUUCUUAGUGCAGGACCGGAGAGACCAUGCUGGUCGGCGACUCCCACAGGGAGGUUCAGCGUUCACUCGGCUGCAAAUCACCUAGCCGCGGCACAAGCUAGGGGCAUCAACAAUUUCCCGACAAAGAUGGUAUGGCAGAGUUUGAUUCCACUGAAGAUCUGCUUAUUUAUCUGGCUAGUGUACCACAACAGAGUCCUCACACUCGACAACCUCAAAAGAAAGGGAUUAUGUCUCCCCAAUCGGUGCGUUCUUUGCAAGAAACAAGAGGAGUCGGCCAACCAUAUCUUCAUCACCUGUGAAUUCUCAAGGCAGGUUUGGCUGCUGAUGAAAUCCUUCGUGAAGAUCAGCCUACAUGUAGAUGGGGCGACCGAUAUCAAAGAAAGAAUCACAAGAUGGCCUGCUGCACAACCAGAGAGCCCUGCUCAAUGGUGUUCGAAGGUCGCAUUACACGCCUUUUGCUGGUCUAUUUGGCUAGAAAGGAAUGCUAGAGUAUUCAGAGAUGUGGCUUGCCCUGCUCGGGUACUUGUCUUUAAAAUCGGAAGUGCUAUCUCUGGAUGGUUGACUGCUGCUAAGAAGGUAGAUAAAGAGACUGCUGAACAUUGGUUGAAUGAGCUGCGGUCAAGAAUGCUCCCUAAUAGCGCCACUCAUCCACCACGCUCAGUCUGAUUUCUUCUCGCAGGAGCAGUUGUCCCCUGUAUUUUCGCCUUUUUGCUGGGGUUCGGGAACUUCUUUUUGUUGCCGUUCUGUCCUGUUCUUGUAGAGGGACCUUUUCAACUCAGUCCGGCCGAUUAGUACUGUGCGCCGAGACUGAGUUCCUGCUUUUUCCUGUUUUUCCCUGUUUUUCCUUUUCCUUUUCUCUGUUAAUUAAUUAUAUAUCAUCCUUA
Molecule: messenger RNA, 6292 nt
Organism: Linum tenue
Lineage: Eukaryota; Viridiplantae; Streptophyta; Magnoliopsida; Malpighiales; Linaceae
Source: the annotation of a GenBank genome assembly